UUCUAUAGCACUGCUGCUGCUGCUGCUGCUGCUGCACACUUGGGCAAACUGAGAGUGAACAAGGAGAGAGAGAGAGAGAGAACACAAUUGCCUAUGGAUGUGGAAAUUCUCAUUUGGCCUCUUCAUUAUCUCGCGCGAUAUCAGGCACACACAGGUUGAGCUCACUAAUUUUUUUUUUUGUUCAUUCUGGAAACACAAAAAAGGCGAACGAGCGAGACUAGUUGAAUAUUAAACUCGGUGAACGAUGUGUCGAAGACUUUGAGUGCUCGCGGUGUGUGCGUGUGUGGCUUUUUUUUUUUAUACGUAUAAAGAAAAGCAGCCGUCGUCGGGAGGUAUAUCGUUAUAAAAAGUGUUCAAAAGAAAAAAAAAAGAAAGAAAGAAAGAAAGGAUCGGAAAAUGGAGUCGAAGGCGCGCAGUCUGCUAUUGGUCGCAGCUAUAUCACAGUUAUGGUGCUGCUCCACGGGCGAUGCCGAGUACGUGACGCUCGUACGAAGAGUAGGUGGAGCACCAGCACCACCGGCGGCAACGGCGACAGCAGGUGAAUUGGAAAUCUCGUUGUCGAGUAGUCGCGGCAGCGAUUCGACGAACGCGUCAUUAAUUAGAAGCGAAAUCGUGUCGCAGCGACAGCAGCACAGCAACGAUAAUAAUAUCGAGACGAGAUUGGACCGCAUCAGAGCCCGGGCCGCGAGCGACUCGUCGCGAUGGAGACAGCGCGCCGAGCGCGCUCAUCUGGAGAGGCAGCGACUCGCGCGCGAAAUGGCCCUGUUGAGAGAGCAGGUGCAGCGGGCGUUGGCCAAGAAAAACAACGAUGACGAUGGUCGUCGCGGACGUCGUAGAAAAGCAGCGACGACGAUCCACGUGAAGAGCAAUUACAGCGGUGUGGAAAGGCUGCGGCGGGUGAUAACCGUGCUGCGCGAAAAAGCUCCGAUCGUCGGCGCGUACAGUCAAUCGGCCGGCAGAAACAUGGAGAGGCGCGCCGAUCGUUUGGAAAGGAAGCUGCGCAAGAUCGAGAUUCGUAUAAGCCGAGGCCGUCGUCGUUACAACAAUUACAACGAUGAUAACGAGAGCAACAAAUUGGCGGCACCGCAGCUGAGAAUCUUGACCAAGCGUUCGAUCGACGAGGCCGAGAGCAGCGCCCAGCGCGAACUGCGAGAAGCCGCGGCGGCCGCCGAGCAAGCCGAGGCCUGGGUGAAGAUCAUCACGGACGCGGCGGCCAAGGAGAUGGAGCUGACGAGGACCAACUGCACCCAGGAGCAGUCGGACAGCGUCAAGAAGCUGCUGGAGACGGUGAGGAAUCUGCAGAGACUCGCAGUCGAGGCCAGAGCCCAGGACAGAAACACCUUGGAGAUACUGCCGAACGGCGAGGUGCUGACCAAAGCCGUCGGCUCGAGCAUUCUGCUGACUUGCAAGCCCCAGGUGGCGGACACCAAGCUCAUCAGCGACAUACAAUGGCUCGAUCCGUCGAAUCGGCCCGUCGACGUUCUGAGCGCCGCUCAAGGCUACUCGAAGCCGUCGAUGUACACCGAGAUCCAUCAGGACAACAGCCUGUCGCUGUUCUUCAACUCGCUGAAGGAGGAGCAGGCCGGCAAGUACAUCUGUCGCGCCAUGUACGCCAACACUCAACUGCUCACCAAGACGGUUACCAUUGAGACCAUAGUCGCCAUCACCUGGGACAACGCCCCUGAGAACCAGUACCCGAUCCUCGGCGAGGACUUCGCCAUCAGGUGUCAGGUGCGCGCCCGGCCGUCGCCCACCGUCGACUGGCUCUACAACGGCGAGGUGAUACGCACCAACGAUCAUUACGUGAUCGAGACGCACGCGCUGCGCAUCAAGAACGUGAAGGAGAGCGACGACGGCAUCUACACGUGUCGCGCCUCGGUGCCGCAGACCGGCGAGCUGCAGGAGCGCACGAUACGCGUGGAGGUGCACACCCGGCCCAAGAUCGAGGAGUACGACACCCACGUGGAGAUCACCGAGGGCGAGAACGCCAACGUCAUCUGCAAGGCCAUCGGCAAGCCGCCGCCCAAGUUCUCCUGGAUCAAGAGCCUGACCAAGGAGAAUCUCGCGAUAACCGAUCGCUUCGGCGUGAACGAGGACACGGGCGUGCUCACCGUGACCAACGUGCGCCGCGAAGACACGGGCGAGUACCAGUGCACCGCGACCAAUCUCGCCGGCAUGGACAGCAUCACGAUACAGGUGACGGUCAUCGUCAAGCCCAAGAUCAUGGAGUUCCUGAAUCAGACGGUGGCCGAGGGCGAGCAGGCCACCCUAGCGUGUCGCGCUUUCGGCAGGCCGCCGCCCAGCAUCACGUUCCGCAAGCACACGGCCGAUAGGCCCUACAUAAUGGGCGCCCAGCCGGACGACGACCGCAUCGUGCUGCGCAACCAGGCCGACGAGCAGAAGGGCGAGACCCUCGGCGAGCUCAUCAUCGACCAGACGCUGCGUUCCAACGACGGCAUGUACGAGUGCAUCGCCACCAACAAGGGCGGCGUCGCCAUCAAGAACGGCCACCUCACCACCGAGUUCAAGCCCUCGUUCGCCUCCAUGACCAAUCGCACCUACUACUCGUGGGAUCAGCUGCCCAUCAAUCUGACCUGCAUCGCCGAGAGCAUACCCAACGCCACGAUACGCUGGACCUAUUACGGGGACAUGAGCGUGGAGCGGGACCCGGACAUCGUCGUGCUGGGCAACGGGCCCGUGUCCACCAUCACGGUGACGCCGCGCAAUCGCCGCCUCUACGCCCUCUACAAGUGCAUCGCCGUGAACAAGCACGGCGAGGCGCAGCACCAGAUCGAGCUGCGCGAGGCCCCGAAGCCCGCGGACGUGCAGCAGGUCAUCGAGAAGGGCGCCACCGCCACCACCGUCACCUUCGAGAUCGUGCCGCCCGUAGCGCCCCAGGAUCUGCCCAUACGCACGCUCACGGUGCAGUAUCGCAGGCAGGACACGUCCUGGCAGACGGCCCAGAAUCGCACCUGGGCCGUGAUCGGCCAGCAGGGCCGCUACGUCGUCGAGGAUCUCCAGCCGCAGACCAUGUACGAUUUCCGCUUCGCCGCGACGAACGACGCCGGCCGCGGCAACUGGGCCAAGGUGAUGCACCUCGGCACGCUGAGCCGCGACGUGCCCGGACCCGUGCGCUUCCUGCCGACGCCCGAGCGCGACUAUCUCGUGUCGCACUUCCCCGACCGCUACAAUCUCAAGUGGUCGGCGGCGCCGGACAACGGCGAGCGCAUCGACUACUACGACAUCAAGUGGUGCGAGGCCAAGAAGUACACAGGCAAUCACUGGGAGGUGCAGGACAACACCUGCCAGAACAAGCAGGAGGGCAAGCAGGACACGUGGAUCAGCAAUCUCUAUCCGGACACGUUCUACAAGAUCACCGUCAGGGCGCACAAUAUCCUCGGACUGGGCCAAGCGUCCAACAUGACCAUCAAAACGACCAGAGAAUCUGCGAGCUUUGUAGUGGACGAACGGAUUACACAUGGCGGAGCCAAUAAUGUCCAGCUAAACGCCUGGGUGAUCGCCAGCGGCAGCUUACUUGCGAUCUUAUCUAGAGCAUUUUAAAGAAUUUGAGACGCGAAAACUACGAUACACACAAAUACACAAAAACACAUACAUUUACGCGUAUCAAAAAAAAAAAAUACACCUACACGAUACACCAGACAAGAUGACAAUAUUAUGUACACAUUUACAUAAAUAGUUAGAUAUGCAUACGUGCAACGAAUGUAUAAAAAGACUAUUAUUAGGUUUUCUCUUGUAUCCAUAAUACUGCCGAUCAGCGGGAGUGAUAUUGCCCGCUCUUCACUUCCUAAAAAAAAACAGAAAAAGAAAACAAUAAGAAUAAGAAAAGUCGAUUUCAUUUGCUCUUAGAGCGAGUAGGAGAUAUUUUGCAAGAGAGAGACUCUCGACGCCUUUUUUUCUUUCUACAUUUUCCGCGAUAGAGAGAGAGAGAGAGAGGGAGGAGAGAGAGGCAAACUCAAUUACCAUUCAUCGAUUACUUUAGGUUUGCCGUUGUUCGAGAUUUAUGGUAUACACAUUCCGUAUAAGAGCUAUAAGGGAGAAUGAAAAAAAGGCAAAUGGAAUACGAAUAGGUUUUAGUAGUUGCUCGGGAGUAAAGAAUAUAAAAAAAAAAAAAAAUAAGUGAACUAACGUACUGGUACGUUUCCGUAACUUUUUCAUCCUCUUCCGUUUUUUCUAUCGUUUUACGCGUACAAUAUAUACGAAGUAUACAGUCGCGUUUAAUAAUCGUAAUAUGUCGAUCGAGAUUGAUGCCUGAAACAUUGCCAAAUGCCUAGAAUUUAAUGUUGUAUAGGUAUUUUUAGAUUAAAUACGUAUUGUCAUAAAAUUCCACAAUGUCUUCGAUUAAUUACUAUUAUUAUUAUUAUUUGGUAGAUCUAGUAAUAUUAUUAAUCUCAGGUACAAGAUCAUGAAUACAAUGUAAUUACAUUUUUCUCCCUCAUAAUUUUAAGUUACCUCUAAAAAUGCGCCUUCUGGGUUGUAUCUCAUUAUUGUGUCUAACUAUUCUAUUAUUUAAUCUAAAAAUUAAUUUUAAUUGUGUGUCUAUUUUCUUUAUUCAGUUCAUCGUUGAAAGUUAAAAAAAAAAAGAAAUCUCAAUGUUUGCUUGCUACGUGGAAAAAAAGCAGCGAUAUAAUCUCAUAAUAUGUCAUAAGUAAAAUGCAUGAUCUGUUAAUUUUUUUGCCUUUCAAACGAUUACAUGCGAGUCUAUCCAUUUAAUAGAGCUCCGUAUGAUUUGUCCCAGCAGACGGGGUAUAUAAAAAAGAAAUCAAUGGACACUUGGCGUCUGUUAUGGGCUUCCUAUAGUAGUGGGCUCUUGUAUUGUCGUUACAGUCGAGCAAUAAUACUUGAAGAUACGAAUCGCGCGGGCAAUAUUCUGUACUAUGUGUGUCUGUGCUCUAUGUGUCUGCCAGUCGCGGCGAUACUCGACGAAUAAAAUCGAUAUUACCGUUUGAUUUUAUUACGUCAGACCCAUCUCUCUCUCUCUCUCUCUCUCUCGCACGCUCUUUUUCUCUUUAAUUAGCGCCAGACGCAUCGGGGCAAAGAGAGUUAGAGGGAGAGAGAGGGAGGACUCCGCGUGCUCUAUUUUGCAUAAUUGAUAUCGUUGCUUUAUUUUCACGUGCGUCCGAAUCAUUCGGGGCUCUAUUUUGUCUGUGUGUCUGUAUGGCUCUAUACCUAUAUAUCUUGCUAUUAUUGCGUUUGAACUUUAGUUUAUUAUGAACACGUCGGUUUAUUUUAUAAUACAUAGGAGUAUAAUAUAUACAAUUUUAAUGUGCGUUGUGCAUGUGCAGUGAUGAGUAAAUAUAUUAUACGUAGCGUUAAUAUUAAAGAGAAAAAAAAAAAGGAUUAAUAAAUGUGCAUCGCUAUUUUGAAUGAAUUUACUUGAGAGGUAUUUAUAUAAAACGAAUUAAACAUUGUAAAUACGAUGAUAAAUAUAAACAAAAGACAGAGUAAAAGUAGAGAGAAAAUAAAAACGAUGUAACAAGAAAAAGUAAUCGAAAAAAAAUAUACGACUUCAGUAUCAUUGAAACAUGACGCAAUGGGGUGGCGCUUGGAAGUCGAUUCCAAGCACGACAUGGACACGCUGGUGCGUUGUAAUCGAUUUCCUCGAUCGUCUCCGAGUUGUUCAUUGAUUAAAAAACACACGCAUAUAUACAGUACCAUUUUUAUAUGUAAUAACAUAGCAGAAAAAAAUCUAUAUCGCAAACUUACACACGGAGAGCAUCCGAUGACAAAAAUAAAACAUAAACUGCGUGAAAAAAUGGGUAAAUAUCAAACAUUCAAAGAACAAUCAACUUACUGAACAAGCAAGCUUUAGCCUUUAUUAGAUUAAUCUUUUAUCGAGUUCAUUGAUUAUAACAACACCACGCAUUUGAUGACUAGUUUUUUUUUUUUAUAUAAUUUAACAAUUCAUGUGCCAUGUAUAACUAUUAAAACGCUUGUAAUUCUCACUCGUGUUUAUGACUGGCCUCGGAGAAAUCGUUUUUUAGGCUCUUGCGCUGCUGGGGCGUAAUGAAAAAGAAAAAGGGUGUAAUUAAGUAGAGUAGUCUCUUUCUCUCACUCUUUUAUUUUCCUCCAGAGUUAAACACACGUAUACACAUUAUACAUACACGUUAUUUAUAUAUCUGUAUAGGAGUCUACUAACAAUCUCUAGCUUUUGCGUUACUUUUCUCAAACUUGCCGUUCAUUCACUCGCUUCUCUCUCUCUCUCUCUCUCUCUCUGUGUCUGCGGGUCUUUCAAACUGUCGGGAAAUGCUUUAAGUGUGCUCUCUGUGUGCGUAUGUGUGUGUGCCGAGUCUCUGUAUAACUGCAAGCAGUCGAGUGUAUAUAUAUGUGCGAUGUGCGUUUCUAUUGCUUUUUUUCGCCUUCUCUUUCUUUGCUUCAAUUCAGACAACUUUUUGCGCCUUUAGUCAUGGUGCAGUUUUAUACUACUAUCCCAUAUAGAUUGGCUCGUUUUCUAAUAGAACAGCAAAAACUAUGCGCUUAAGGGAAGAUACGUUUAAUCAAUGGUGCUUUUAUAUAUUACGCGAAGGAGUAAUUGAUUGUUUUCCGUUUAGUUUUUUGUAUGUUAUACCGAUCGAAACUUUCUUCUCCCGCAUACUUCUUUUUAAGUUUUUAUUCAUUAUUAUUUUUUUUUUAAUUAAAACGACUGCGCUCUCUCUUUCGCGUUCCCUCUUCCUCUCUGCACUCGAAUGACAUAAAUGAUCUCGUAUUACGUAAAUUUGUACAAUCACGCGCGCUGUCGCAUUAUUGUGUAUAAUAAUUUCGAGAGAGUACGUGUUUGGUGAUGUAUAAGAACGGUAAACCAAGUACCAGUACGUUUUUUUAGCUCUAAAUACGUCUAAGUGUAUUAUUACGUACGUGUGAGGUCAAAUGAAAUAGCUGUCAAUGUCGAUGUCCUGUUUGUUAUUUUUUGUCGCUCAAGUACACUCGAGAGAAAAUUCUCCCACUUCUCAUCUCACGUACCAUUGUGCUCAUCGUCAUCACCACCAAGCAUCGUACUUACUACAUAAUAAAUAUAUAUCAAUUUUUUUUCAUUAUUUUUUAUUUUUACAUUGUCUCGAAGCGCGUGUGAUAGCCUCGCACUAACCAUUUUUACAUAUUUUACGAUAUAAAUCGAUUAACGAUUCUCGAGCAUGUGUCGAGAUCAUUUUUUUUUUUUUUUUUGCAAUGUC
Molecule: messenger RNA, 7187 nt
Organism: Trichogramma pretiosum
Lineage: Eukaryota; Metazoa; Arthropoda; Insecta; Hymenoptera; Trichogrammatidae
Gene: Fas2
Product: fasciclin-2
Exons: 6
Coding region: 397-3561 (1054 amino acids)
Biological process (GO): cell adhesion; axon guidance
Cellular component (GO): plasma membrane
Molecular function (GO): protein binding
Source: RefSeq, a predicted model, not a curated record